GUGGCCUCCACCGCCUCCGCCUCCCUCGUUCCAACAGCUUGUUCGUAAACGAUUGAAGACAGGUAACCGCCGUGCAAGUUCAUGUCAAGCUUCGAAGAAAUUAUUUCUAUCGAUUUCACAGAAUCAUCGAACACUUGGAAUAUAUAUAGUAGGAGCUUCAGACAAGCCUGACACCAAAAAACAAAAAACCGUCUUAUAAUCCUAUGGAAUCUUGUCCCCUGUCUUCUUUCAAAAGCUUUGUGGAAGAUGGAGAUGCCAACAACCUUAUUUAAAGACACUUGAAAGCGUAUUUUGGGGCUUCUCAGUCUAAUUCAGAGUUGAAAGGAAUUUCCUUUCUGGGUAUUAUAGUUGUUCUACAAUUACCUCUGAAUUGUGAUGGAAGAUACGUUAUAUGUUGCGCUGGGAGACAGCGUGAAAAACAACAAAUCAAUCUUGAUAUGGGCAUUACAGAACUCUGGAGGAAAAAAGAUUUGCAUCAUUCACAUUAAUCAGCCUGCAACUGUGAUCCCUUUGAUGGGAGCAAAAUUUCCAGCAAGCUCAAUGAAGGAGAAGGAACUCAGGGCAUACCGGGAAAUUGAAAGGCAAAACAAGCAGAAAAUCCUGGAUGAGUAUUGCCGUAUCUGUGGGAAAAUGGGGGUACGGCCAGAAGUAAUACACGCUGAUAUGUACUGUAUUGAGAUGGGGAUUGUGGAACAAAUCUCCCAGCAUGGGAUCAGGAAGCUUGUUAUGGGAGCAGCAGCAGACAAGCACUACUCAAAGAAAAUGACAGACCUCAAAUCUAAAAAGGCCAUCUAUGUGCGCCUACGCGCUCCCCGGUCCUGCUGCAUACAAUUUAUCUGCAAGGGGUACCUCAUCAACACCAGGGAAGGUAUUUUAGAUGAAGCUGAUGUAGAGGUCAGAUCAAGUCAAAACACAAAACCUGAAUCAUCAGACCACUUCACUGUACAAUGUGGAGGGCAAAACCUUGGCGCAUCCCCCAGCAAUUCAGUUCAAGUUUCAAUCUGGGGUGAAAGCAUAACAGAAGUUUCUUCCCUUGAUGGUACUGAAGACCCCUCAACCCCAUGGAGAAGGUCGGAUGCACUAGGGGAUCCUGAUGGAUAUGUUGAAUCUUCAACAAGGUAUGGUCCUGGUUCGAGUUAUUCAACAUGCUCUUCUAGUGGAGCGGUUGACAUAUCUCGGAUUCCAUCAAUUAGGUCUUGGGGGAGUGACAAUCAGUCCGCAGAGAAUCUCCAUCGUCCAUCCUCUCCCAGUGUGCUGGAGGGAAGUAUAGAUGACACUCUUUAUGCUAAACUUGAACAAGCCAUGGCAGAGGCUGCAAAUGCGAGGCGAGAAGUAUUUCAAGAGGCAGAAAGGUGUGGCAAAGCCAAAAAAGAUGCAAUUGAGGCUAUGCGCAGGGCUCAAGUGUCAGAAAGCCUAUAUGCUGAGGAGGUGAAACAAAGAAAAGAAACUCAGGAAGCUCUAGCACAAGAACAGGAAGAACAUCAAAAGGUGAUAAACCAGCUAAACCAAGUCAUAGAAGAACUCCAGAAUGCUUUAGAUAUACAAUCAUCACUUGAGAGCCAAAUUGCAGAAUCUGACGAGAUGGUAAAGGGCUUGGAACUGAGGAUUGCCUCCGCUAUGGAACUGUUGCAAGCGGACAAACAAGAACGGGAUGAGUUUCAGGAAGAGCUUGAUAUUGCACAAAAAGAAUCUGAAGAGCUGAGAAGAAAACUAGGAGAGGCCUCAAGCACAAAAACACCUCAAUUCUUCCCUCAGCUCUCGUUCUCAGAGAUUGAGGAAGCAACUCAGAACCUUGAUCCUUCCCUUAAAAUUGGAGAAGGAAGACAUGGGAGCAUUUACAAAGGUCUCUUGCGUCAAACCCAGGUGGCUAUAAAAUUGCUACACCAUCAUAACUUGAAAGACCCCUCAGGAUUACAACAUGAGGUUGAUACAUUGAGAAAGUUGAGGCAUCCCAAUCUUGUCACGCUGAUUGGAUUCUGUGAAGAAGCUCAGGCUCUCAUCUAUGAGUAUCUUCCCAAUGGAACCCUUGAAGAUCGACUCUGCUGCAAGGACAACACUCCCCCAUUACCAUGGCAAACUCGAAUAUGCAUUGCCACAGAUUUGUGCUCAGCCCUCAUCUUUCUUCAUUCUUAUACACCUGUCAGCAUAUUACAUGGUGAUUUGACUCCUGCCAAGGUUCUCCUUGAUGCCAACUUCAUUAGCAAACUCUCUGACUUCGGAAACUGCCCUGCACCAUCUCAUGAUCAAAGUUUAAAAGACAACAAUAUAACACUCUGCUGGAGAACUGAGCUGAAAGGCUCUACUUUUGCAUACCAUGAUCCUGAGUUUCUCCUUACAGGGGAGCUUACUUUAAAGUCAGAUGUCUAUUCAUUUGGAAUCAUAUUAUUACAGUUGCUGACUGGAAGGCCACCCCUGGGGAUAAGAAAGGAAGUGCAAUUUGCAUUAGAUGCUGGAAAGUUCAAAGCCCUCUUGGAUCCUUUGGCUGGAGAUUGGCCAUUUGAGCAAGCUGAGCAGUUGGCUGACUUGGCUUUGAGGUGUUGUCAAAUGUAUCGAAUGAACCGGCCAGACCUUACAUCGGAUGUCUGGACGGUUCUUGAACCGAUGAGGGUUUCGUACGGAGGCUCAUACUUAUCCCAGCUGAGUUAUGAAGAGCACUCUGAACCCCCUUCCUACUUUCUUUGUCCCAUCUACCAGGAAGUCAUGCAAAAUCCUCAUGUAGCAGCGGAUGGUUUUACUUAUGAAUUGAAACCUUUGAGAGAAUGGUUUGAUGGUGGACAUACCACUUCACCCAUGACCAAUCUGAAGCUUGAGCACUGCAAUCUUUUACCAAACCAUGCUCUUCGAUCUGCCAUCCAAGAGUGGCAACAAAGGCAUUGAAAUCUGUAUCUUUUUCUUUCUCUUUAGCUUUGUAUAUUGUUUAUACUUUUUCUUGGUCCAAUCCAAUAAUUGAAUCCCAGCAUGUUGAAAAUAUUAUGAAAUAUUUAUUAUGCAUCAGGCAUUUACUUUUGUAAUCCUUUUAUGCAAAAACAGAUCCUCUCCAUUUCAUUAGUAUCUAUUUAGUGCAUUUAAGAGG
Molecule: messenger RNA, 3073 nt
Organism: Corylus avellana
Lineage: Eukaryota; Viridiplantae; Streptophyta; Magnoliopsida; Fagales; Betulaceae
Product: U-box domain-containing protein 33
Biological process (GO): protein phosphorylation; protein ubiquitination
Molecular function (GO): ATP binding; ubiquitin-protein transferase activity; protein kinase activity
Source: RefSeq, a predicted model, not a curated record